UUAACUGAAGUGAACUGCGUAUAAAGCGGUUUGAUGAUCUUGUUGCAAAUUCUAAGUUAGAAGCAAUCGUUGUAUUAAAUUAUGUAACUUUUCACUAAUUAAAACACUCUUAUUUUAUAUUAUUUUAUAUUUAAUGCAUCGCCACGAUGACUUGCUAUAGAAAGAAAGAUGGAGGACCUAAUGUAAAAUUCUACGAAUCUCCAGAAACAAUUGCACAGUUUGACACCGUACGGCAAUGGCUGCAGAAAAACUGCAAAAAGUACAUACAAGCAGAUCCACCAACAGCAAAAGGUUUAGCUGCAUUGGUAAACCAGCUGGUUCAGUUUCAAGAAGAUGCUUUUGGGCGUACUGUCAGCAAACCGCCUCUUACAAGGUUACCUAUGAAAUGUUUCCUUGACUUUAGACCUAGUGGUGCAUUAUGCCAUAUUCUCGCUUCUGUUUACAAAUUCAAAAGCGAACAAGGAUGGCGGCGGUUCGAUUUUCAAUCUCCAUCUCGUAUGGAUCGUAAUGUAGAAAUGUUCAUGACUAUCGAAAAGACAUUAGUUCAGAAUAAAUGUCUAACUCUUCCUCAUAUUUUCAUCAUGCCUGAGGUAGAAAAACAACUUGUACCUCGUUUAAAAGAUAUUAUUAAACGUCAUCAAGGCACUAUUGCUGAAAAUCCAGAUGAUGCUUCUCAUCUUGUACAUCCACCAUUACCUACAACCGAUGGACCAGAGGACUGGGUUCGUGUUGUAUUUAGAAGAGAUAAAAGUGUAAUGCUGCAUUGGUGGUUUUAUCCUGACAGUUAUGAUACAUGGGUUACUGCACCUGAAAUAGAUCAAGAACCUGAAACUCCUGAACCCCCAGAUGGACCUUAUGAGGUUAAUGCCAGGUGGCUUUUAGAUCUUGAUGAAUAUAAUGAGUGGAUGAAUGUUGAUGACUAUGAAGUUGAAAUGGAUGCACUGGGACGAAGGCGUUCGCCCAGAGGAAAAUAUACUAUUGAAGAACUUCUUGCUGGUGUAGAUGGUGACAAGAAAGACAAAAAAUCUGGUAAAAAAAGGAAACGCUCUCCUUCUCCGGUUUCAGAAAAAAGGAAAAGGAAAGGGAAUCGGAAUCCAUCAAUGAUUACAAAGAAAAAAUCUUUGCGUGGUGAUGACGAGUCUGAUGACUUGACUAAAGAUAUGGAAGAACCAUCGCCUGAGCCAAAUGUUCAAGAAGUACACAUUCCGAAGAAUGCAAACAAUCCUAGAAGCAGUAAGGAUAAUGAAUCUCAGCCUUUGAAAGGUGGUACACUUUUAGAGCUUGAUGGCAAUGAAAUGGAUGAUAAGGGAGAUAAAGAGGAAAAAGCAAAAACUUCAAGGCCUGAUUCACCUAACAGUCAAAGUAGAGACAAACCCCUGGAUGAUCACCAAGAUGACAAUGUGACUGAGCAAGCCAAUCAUAUUAUCAUCCCUAGUUAUGCAGCCUGGUUUGAUUAUAAUAGUGUUCAUGCUAUAGAAAGAAGAGGGCUGCCUGAAUUCUUUAACCUGAAAAAUAAAUCUAAAACUCCUGAAGUAUACAUAGCAUACAGAAAUUUCAUGAUUGAUACGUAUCGAUUGAAUCCUACGGAAUACCUUACUGUGACAGCCUGUCGGCGUAAUCUUGCAGGUGAUGUUUGUGCAAUUAUGAGGGUUCAUGCGUUUCUGGAGCAGUGGGGUCUCAUUAAUUAUCAAGUUGAUGCAGAUAGUAGGCCAACUCCAAUGGGUCCACCAUCAACCUCUCAUUUCCAUGUUUUAGCUGAUACUCCAUCUGGCCUCCAGCCUUUGAAUCCUCCACGAACACAACAACCAUCUGCUGCUCAAACUAUGCUUAAUUUAGAUAAAGCGAAAGAACCGGCUGAAGUUAAAACAGAAGAUGGAACUGCAAAACCAAAUAUUAAUGAUAACUUUGGUCUUCGAUUAGAUCAGUAUGCAAAGAAAAAUGCUUAUAUGAAGAAUAAAGCUGCUGCUACUGUCUCAAGGGAAUGGACUGAACAGGAAACUUUGCUUCUAUUGGAAGCAUUAGAAAUGUAUAAGGAUGAUUGGAAUAAAGUUUGUGAGCAUGUUGGUAGUCGAACCCAAGAUGAAUGUAUUUUACAUUUCUUGAGAUUACCCAUUGAAGAUCCAUAUUUAGAUGAUCCUGCUGCAGGAGGGGGAGCUCUAGGGCCUUUAGCAUUUCAACCAAUACCAUUUUCAAAAGCUGGAAAUCCUAUAAUGUCAACAGUAUCAUUCUUAGCAUCAGUUGUUGAUCCUCGAAUUGCAGCUGCAGCUGCUCAAGCUGCAAUGGAGGAAUUUGCUAAAAUAAAAGAUGAGGUUCCCUCAGCCCUGUUGGAUGCACAUAUUAAAAAUGUAGAAGCAGCAGCAGCUGAUGGAAAUAGUGAUCCAAAAUCUGGGUUGGAUAUGACUGGCAUUGCUGGCACAAUGGCAAGAGAAGAAGGAGGAGGAGGAGGUAAAUCUGAAGAAGGAGCUGAUAAAGAAAAUAAAAAGGAAACUACACCUCCAAGUGAAAAUCAAGCUGCUCAGCCUAAUGUUCAAGUGAAAGUGGAAAUGGGAGAAGAAAAAAGCGAAUCUAUGGAUGUUGAUCAACCUGCCCAAGAAAAAACAGAGAGUUCUAGUUCAACUGACGCUAAACUUCCAAAUGCUACAGAAUCUGGAGAAUCAGCUCCUGAGCGAACUGAGAAUACAGAAGUCAAUGGUGAAAAAACAGGAAGUGAUAGUCAGCCUGAAACUACUGAUACUGCUCCACCAAAACCAGCAGAAACGGAGCAAGAUCGGGUUCUUAAAGAUGCACAGUUGUCUACUGCAGCAGCAGCUGCUUUAGGAGCUGCUGCAGUUAAAGCUAAACAUCUUGCGGCAGUUGAAGAGAGAAAAAUAAAGUCAUUAGUUGCUUUAUUAGUUGAAACUCAGAUGAAGAAAUUGGAGAUAAAAUUGCGCCAUUUUGAGGAAUUGGAAUCAAUAAUGGAUAGAGAAAGAGAAACUCUUGAAUAUCAAAGACAGCAAUUAAUCCAAGAACGUCAACAGUUCCAUAUGGAACAACUAAGGGCUGCAGAAUUUCGUGCUAGGCAGCAAGCACACUCAGUAUUGAUGGCACAACCUGGUUCUGUUAACAGUGAACAAGGUCGCGAUUCACCGGUUCCUGGUGCAGGUCAGUGUCCUACACCAAACCGGUCUUAUCCUACCUCUAAGUCACCUGCAUCUGUUAGUGGGUCUCUCAAUCAUCAGUCUGUGGCAUCCCCUUCAAUAACAUCACCACAUGCGAUACCAGUUCCAGUUACAGCUACCACACCUCAACCCAGUCCUAGCCCUAUACCUCCAUCACCAUCACCUGCUGCACCAACCCUGCAUCCACCCUCUCAACCUUCUCCACAUCCAUCUCCUGCCCCUCCCAUUCCGUCGCCUGGACCACCCCAAAUACCACCUUCUAAUCAACCAAUGGCACCUCAGUCAAUGCCACAACAAAUGCCACCCCAGCAGCUGCCACCACAAGUACCACCCCCACAACAACAGAUGCCACCACAACAAAUGCCCAUGCAUUCUUAUGUUGGUCAGCAACAGCAGCAGCCACCACCGCCACCUCAACAACAUCAACAGAUUCCACAUUCGUACAUGCAAGGGCAUCCACCAGCUGGUCCACCUCAAGGAAUGGGCAUGGCUCCUCAGAUGAUGCCUCAUCAUGGUCGUCCUCCGCCUAUGCCUGGUCCUCAUUAUCCUCCUGCGGGAGCUUAUCCAUCUAAUGGUUCAAUGAUGCCACAUGCUGGCCUUCGACCUGUUGGACCUGGUAUAAUGUCAGCCGGUGGUAUGCCAAGUGGGAUGCCUCGACCUCAACAUGGAAUGCCUCCUGUACCAUCUGCACAACCAACUCAAGGCCACACUCCGAAUAUGAAUAGUGAAUCUUCCAUGCAAAGUCCCAUGGUGGGUCCACCUCAGCCCCAAGAAGAAAUAGUGUCGCGUUAUGGAAGCAAAAAUUUUGGGAAAAAUAAUAAUAGAUUUAGAUGAGAUCAUAAAGAUUUUCCUAACAACUGAGUGUCUGGACCACCAGAUGUUAGUGAUUCAAGUAACAGCAGCAGCAGUGAAGCUAUGAAUAUCGCUAAUGCUCCAAACCAACCUUGAAAAAGAAUUGUAUGUUUUUCGCAUGAACUGAAUUAAACCAUUUUAUAAACUUUUUAAAAAGACUGUAUGGUCAUAGUCAUCAAUUAUAUUUUCCAGUGUACCAUGUGUAUCACUUUCUUUAGUUGCUCAUCUGUGGGUGUCAUUUUGUUUAUGCUUUUAAACAUGGUAUUGUGGCAUAGUUCGAUUUAGUAUUCUAUGUAUUACCACAAUUCUUGUAUUUUCAUUCAUUCAUUCAUUGGCAUAUAUCAGGCUUUGCAAGUUUUUUUUUUAUUAUUUAAUAAAUCUAUUUUAAUUACCAUC
Messenger RNA from Argiope bruennichi, 4406 nucleotides. It is a transcript of the gene mor, whose product is annotated as SWI/SNF complex subunit SMARCC2-like. Gene Ontology annotation, cellular component: SWI/SNF complex. Gene Ontology annotation, molecular function: histone binding; DNA binding. The record is from RefSeq and is a predicted model, not a curated record. Gene Ontology annotation, biological process: positive regulation of DNA-templated transcription. Lineage: Eukaryota; Metazoa; Arthropoda; Arachnida; Araneae; Araneidae. The transcript is spliced from 26 exons. The coding region runs from base 147 to 3992 and encodes 1281 amino acids.